Molecule: messenger RNA, 276 nt
Organism: Rangifer tarandus platyrhynchus (Svalbard reindeer)
Lineage: Eukaryota; Metazoa; Chordata; Mammalia; Artiodactyla; Cervidae
Source: the annotation of a GenBank genome assembly
AUGGCUGGGUUCCUCCUGGCCUCAGAAGAGCUGAGAAGCACCCCUGACAACUUCUCAGGGUCCAGGGCAAGGUGGCAGAUGCCGAGCCCAACAGAGGACCACUGGAGCACUGGGGAGGAGCUGGACUGGGUAAGAAAUGGGGCCCUGCUCCUCAAGGAGAUCAGGAGGUUCCGGAUGGAGGAAGCUGUCCGCCCGAGCUCCUUCCACUCCGGGCCCCACUCACCCUUCCGGGUAUCACCUCAUCAGCUCAUGUGGCCUCUGCCCAUGGCUCAGUGA